Drosophila kikkawai is the source of this 2241-nucleotide messenger RNA. It is a transcript of the gene PIG-B, whose product is annotated as phosphatidylinositol glycan anchor biosynthesis class B. Lineage: Eukaryota; Metazoa; Arthropoda; Insecta; Diptera; Drosophilidae. The record is from RefSeq and is a predicted model, not a curated record. Gene Ontology annotation, molecular function: alpha-1,2-mannosyltransferase activity. Gene Ontology annotation, biological process: GPI anchor biosynthetic process. Gene Ontology annotation, cellular component: endoplasmic reticulum membrane.
GCUCCUCUGUUCGCGUUAUUUUUAGGCCGCCGCCAAAAGUGUUUCGUUUUCGUGGCUAAAUUCCGGAAUUUCUAGCGAUUCCGUCCGGUUAGCCAAACUCCACUCUACACGCAACCAUUUAAGGUGACCACAAGUCGACGACGACAUCGUUCAUCCGGUUUUUCUGGCUGACUAAUUUUGGAACUGCUCUUGUGGCUUCUGCUUCUUUUUUGGGACCCACGCAGCGAUGAGGCUGCUGUACGUGUUUUUGCUGAUUCUGGCCGUGCGCUUGGCCUCCGUUUUCGUGGUCCAGACAUACUACGUCCCGGAUGAAUAUUGGCAGAGUUUGGAGGUGGCCCACAAAAUCACUUUUGGUUACGGCUACCUGACCUGGGAAUGGGUGCAGGGCAUUCGCAGCUAUGUCUACCCCCUGCUGAUCGCCGGUCUCUACAAGCUGUUGGCUCUCCUCCAUCUAGACAGCGUUCAGCUUCUGGUGCUGCUGCCAAGGAUUCUACAGGCCACCUUAACCGCUUACUCCGAUUAUCGCUUCUUCGUGUGGACAGGCAAGCGCAAGUGGGCUUUGUUUUUGGUUCUGGUUCCCUGGUUCUGGUUCUACACGGGAUCUAGAACUCUGGCCAAUACCUUGGAGGCCUCACUGACCACGAUUGCCCUGAGCUAUUUCCCAUGGUUUGGCGAGGGAACUGGCUACCUUUGGUCAGCUGCCAUCUGCUGCUUCCUGCGUCCCACGGCGGCGGUGAUUUGGCUUCCUUUGAGCCUGUAUCAUUUGCGAAAGAGCCGUCAAAAUGUUGUGGAAUUGAUACUCAAGCGUUUCGUUCUGAUCGGUUUACUCGUUGCUAGCCUGGGCGUGGCCAUUGAUACUUACUGGCAUGGUCGGUUAAUUGUCACUCCGUACGAGUUCCUCAAGUACAACAUAUUCAACAACAUUGGCAGCUUCUAUGGCUCACAUCCUUGGUACUGGUACUUCACCGUGGGACUGCCAACUGUUCUGGGCAUCAACACCUUGCCCUUCAUCUUUGGCGUGAUGGAGACUGUGAAGAAGUCGGAGAAAUUUGCGGUUAGCAAACAGCUCUUGAUUACUAUCUUCCUGACUCUGCUGGUACUGAGUGCUGUGGAGCACAAGGAGUUCCGGUUUGUGUCACCGCUGCUGCCCCUGUGUCUAUAUGUGGCGGCUGAUGCCCUGUCCAAAUGGAGCUAUCGUGCCUCUAGCACUAUACUGUGGACCACUGCCCUGGUGAUCUUGGUGGGCAAUAUAAUUCCGGCAUGGUAUCUGAGCACCGUUCACCAGAAGGGACCCAUAGAGCUGAUGCCCAAGCUAAGGGAGAUUGCCCAGGAUUACCGUGAUGAGCGGGAGCACCGUGCGAAUAUCCUUUUUCUAAUGCCCUGCCACUCGACGCCGUAUUACAGCCACAUCCACGAGAACGUAACCAUGCGCUUUCUGACCUGUGAACCCAAUCUUGACAAGAAGGAGCAGUACAAGGACGAGGCGGACCGCUUCUUCGAGAACCCAGUGCACUGGAUUAACUCCAAUAUACCCGUACACCCGCUCACCGCCCAGCCGUCGCACUUGGUUUUGUUCGAUCCAUUGGCCGAGAAUAUCAGCGUGUUCCUGCGCAAUUACCGACUGCUCCAUCGCAUCGAGCACGCAGAGGUAACCAGGCUGGAGGGCUUGCAGGCUCUGGCCGACGAGUGGUCGCAGGCUGUGGGCGCCCAGUCACCUAAUCUCGUGUCUCUGUUGCAGCAUCGUCAGUCGCGCACGGGUCGUUCCAUUUUGGUCUACCAGCGUCUGAAGAAGGGCGAGGAGAAUGCAUUUAAUCGCGGCGGCAAUGAGGAUGAACCCGAUGUCCACGAUCAUCCGGGACUGGAGGAACUCCCACCGGCCGAGGAGAAUCAGUUCAAUUAGACAUUUAGAGCGAAAGAAACCUGAUAGACUUUGCAACCCCACCACUCAGCCCUCCGUUCAAAAAAAAAUUAAUAUUAACUCUUAAUACAAACGUAUAUUUUGUAUAACAUUUUGGCCUUUGCAAAAGUUUUUAAAACGUAGAGAAUGGAGAAGACUCGUAGGCGCUUUUCGUGUAAUUUGUGCUAGUUGAUAAAUCUGUAGGCCAUCCGCAGCAUUUAGGCGUUAGGCGGCCCAACGAGAGGCAAUAUAUAUUUUAUAUUUUAUUUUAUUAUGUAGACCAUACGCACCUCUUGUCCUGUCCUUUCUUUCAUUUCUCAAAAUAAAGGUUCAGCUCAAGCGGA